AUGCUGACCGCACGCAGCGUCCUCAGCGCUGCCACGCGGCGCUCGGCCUUUCCCCGCCGCUUCGCCUCGCUCUCCGGCGCCAUCGACUCCUUCUCGAACGUUCUGGAUGGCGCCCUGGACACCAAGUCGUCGCAGUUCCAAGAGUCGCAGGCGCACAUGGCCACGCUCACCACGGAGCUGCGCGAGCGCGUCGCCACGGCGCGUCAGGGCGGCGGCGCCGUCACGCUUGCAAGGCACGAAGCCCGCCACAAGAUGUUCGUGCGCGACCGCAUCGACUCGCUCCUGGACCCGGGCUCGCCGUUCCUUGAGCUGUCGCCGCUCGCGGCCUGCGACAUGUACGACAACAGCGUCCCGAGCGCGGGGAUCGUCACGGGCAUCGGCCGCAUCAGUGGCCUCGAGUGUAUGAUCGUGGGCAACGACGCGACCGUCAAGGGCGGGACGUACUUUCCCCUCACGGUCAAGAAGCACCUGCGCGCGCAGGAGAUUGCGCUGGCAAACCGCUUGCCCUGUCUCUACCUCGUGGACUCAGGCGGCGCGUUUUUACCUCUACAAGAUGAUAUCUUCCCGGACCGCGAUCACUUUGGACGGGUGUUUUACAAUCAAGCAACCAUGUCGGCCCAAGGCAUUCCGCAACUAGCGGUCGUGAUGGGCAGCUGUACAGCUGGUGGGGCGUACGUGCCGGCCAUGUCGGACGAGAGCGUGAUUGUCAAGGGCAGCGGCACGGUCUUUCUUGGGGGACCACCGCUCGUCAAGGCGGCAACGGGAGAAGUGAUUACACCCGAGGAACUCGGAGGCGCUGACGUGCAUUGCCGCACGUCGGGCGUCACAGAUCAUUAUGCUAACAAUGAUGCGCAUGCGUUGGCAAUUGCGCGACAGAUUGUGAGUAAUUUAAACUACAACCGCAAACAAUCAGCUGUUACGCAAUUGCCGAGUGAAGAGCCACUGUACUCGCCCGAAGAGCUGGGCGGGAUCAUUCCUGUGGAUGCACGCAAGCCGUUUGAUGUACGGAAAGUAAUUGCCCGCAUUGUUGACGGCAGUCGUUUUGACGAGUUCAAGAAGGAGUAUGGCGCUACAAUUGUCACGGGGUUCGCUCGUCUGUACGGAAACCCCGUGGGUAUUAUCGCCAAUAAUGGCAUUCUCUUCUCCGAGUCAUCGGUGAAAGCUGCACACUUUAUCGAGCUGUGCUGCCAACGUGGUAUCCCGCUGCUUUUUCUUCAGAACAUUACGGGAUUUAUGGUUGGUAAGAAGGCCGAGCACGGCGGGAUUGCGAAAGAUGGUGCAAAGAUGGUCAUGGCGGUUGCUAACGCGAAAGUGCCAAAGAUCACGUGUAUCAUUGGCGGAUCGUACGGGGCAGGGAAUUACGGGAUGUGUGGUCGCGCGUUCUCGCCUCGCUUCUUGUACAUGUGGCCAAACGCUCGCAUUUCGGUCAUGGGUGGCGAACAGGCUGCAGGGGUGCUCGCUCAAGUGCAGCGUGACAACUACGAGCGUCGUAACGAGACGUGGUCAGAUGAGGACGAGGCAGCCUUCAAGCAACCCAUCCUUGACAAGUACGAAGUCGAGAGCUCGGCAUACUACUCCACAGCGCGUCUAUGGGAUGACGGCAUCAUCGACCCUAAAGAUACGCGCAAGGUGUUGGGACUCAGUCUCAGCGCUGCACUGAAUGAAGAGCCCCAGGAAACGAAGUUUGGCGUCUUUCGAAUGUGA
Peronospora matthiolae is the source of this 1704-nucleotide messenger RNA. The record is from the annotation of a GenBank genome assembly. Lineage: Eukaryota; Oomycota; Peronosporomycetes; Peronosporales; Peronosporaceae.